AUGGCUGUCGCAACAACAGUGGUGCUAAUCACAGGAGCAAAUUCGGGCGUUGGAUAUGCAACUGCCGAAGUGAUCGCUGAAGCAUCCGAGAGCUACCACGUCAUUCUCAGCAGCCGCAAUCUUGAGAACGCUGAGAAAGCCUUGGUUGAGAUCAGCAGCAAUGCCAACGUCAAAGGCUCGAUAUCAGCUCUGCAGCUUGAUGUCACCGACAGAGUCUCUAUUGAGGCGGCUGCCCGUGAAGUACUCAGAGACUUUGGUAAAGUUGCGGUGAGUGACUCAAUUACACCCUACGUGGCGUGGCUUAUGAGACAUAUAGCAAACCAAGAUCCAGAUCUUCAGAUCAGACUAAAAGAUACACUCGCGGUGAAUAUUAUAGGUCCUGCGCUUGUUACCGAGAUUUUCAAGCCCUUGCUACUGAAGUCUUCUAAGCCUCGAUCGAUUUAUAUAACUAGUGGACUAGGGUCCCUUCAUAAGGCGUCAGAUCCUGAUGAUCCCUCUUCGAAUAGACCAGGCACGACGGUCUACCGUAUCAGCAAAGUAGCGCUUAAUAUGCUCAUAGUGGAAGAGUCAAAGGAACUUGGCCCACGAGGAGUCAAAACAUUCGGGGUUUGUCCAGGUCAUGUACGAUCAAAUAUCCGUGGCCGCUCGGAGGAGGCCAUCAGUUCGGGAGGGAGAGCAGGAGACCCGCGUAUCUCAGGUCAGACAAUUCUGAGAGUCAUAGAGGGUCAACGCGAUCAACAUGUGGGAAAGAUGUUACAUAAAGACGGCGUCUACCCCUGGUAG
Messenger RNA from Exophiala bonariae, 783 nucleotides. RefSeq lists its product as uncharacterized. The transcript is spliced from 3 exons. Gene Ontology annotation, cellular component: cytoplasm. Gene Ontology annotation, molecular function: oxidoreductase activity. Gene Ontology annotation, biological process: secondary metabolic process. Lineage: Eukaryota; Fungi; Ascomycota; Eurotiomycetes; Chaetothyriales; Herpotrichiellaceae. The record is from RefSeq and is a predicted model, not a curated record. Bases 1 to 783 code for a protein of 260 amino acids.